AGCACUACUUUCCGAGAAAGUGAACAUGGGUUUCACAGAGAAUAAUGCCGCCCCUGUUGAUCACAAACGCCGCUUGUUCUUGGACAAUGGCACAAGAACUAAUCACUCAUCUAACUCAAAUUCCGUUCUUGCUCUCAGCACUGGUGAUCCGACGAUGUUUGAGCCAUUCUGGCGAAAGAUGGAGGACAAGUGUAAGGUCGUGAUCCGCGGGGGUGACUUCAUGAGCUAUUUCAGUGACGUAAAAAACGUAUGCUGGUUUUUGGAGCCCAAACUCGGAGAUGCGAUCAGAAGAUUGCAUGGUGUGGUCGGAAACGCUGUAACGGAGGAGCGGCAUAUCGUGGUGGGGACGGGUUCGUCGCAGCUCUUCCAAGCUCUGCUUUACGCUCUCACUACUCCUGGUGGUGCCGAGCCCGUCAGUGUUGUUUCCUCCGCACCUUAUUACUCGCAAUAUCCGGAAGUGAUAGAUUGCCUACGCUCAAGGCUAUACAAAUGGGAGGGGGACGCACAUAGCUUUAAAAAGGAAGGGCCUUACAUAGAGGUGGUCAAUUCUCCAAACAACCCAGAAGGUGGUCUUCGAGAAGCCGUGGUGAAGAACCAAGGUGAUCAAGGAAUGCUUAUUCAUGACCUUGCUUACUACUGGCCACAGUACACCGCCAUUACCUCUGCUGCCGAUUACGAUAUUAUGCUCUUUACAUGUUCCAAAUGCACUGGACAUGCUGGUUCCCGUAUUGGCUGGGCUCUCGUCAAGGAUAAAGACAUUGCUAAAAAGAUGAUCCAGUACAUAACAAUCAGCUCAAUCGGUGUGUCAAAAGAAUCACAGUUCAGAGCUGCAAAGAUCAUAGGAGUGAUUUGUGAUGGCUGUGAAAAUGUUCAGUCUACUGAAACGGACAACUUCUUUAAGUAUUCUCGACAUCUUAUGACUAAAAGAUGGCAAAAACUAAGAGAAGUUCUUCAACACAAUCGGUAUCUCAGUUUGUUCAAGUAUCCACGACAGCACUGCCUCUUUAUAGGAGAGUCUGUUGAAACACUUCCGGCUUAUGCAUGGCUGAAGUGCGAAGAAGGAAUAAAAGAUUGCGAAGAGUUUUUAAGAGGAAUCGAGACCGUUGGAAGAGGUGGAAAGCAGUUUGGAGCGGAUCCAAAGUUUGCUAGAGUUAGCUUGUUGUGCAGGGAAGACGACUUUAACCGAUUCAUAGAACGACUGUAUAUGGGCCAUCAAGGGGAAAGCAACGGACAUAAUUAAUUACAAUUUGGAGUCCUGGUGGA
This is a messenger RNA of Juglans regia (Persian walnut), 1263 nucleotides long. RefSeq names its product L-tryptophan--pyruvate aminotransferase 1-like. NCBI's taxonomy places the organism in Eukaryota, Viridiplantae, Streptophyta, Magnoliopsida, Fagales, Juglandaceae. The record is from RefSeq and is a predicted model, not a curated record. The transcript is spliced from 5 exons. Gene Ontology annotation, biological process: amino acid metabolic process. The coding region runs from base 26 to 1240 and encodes 404 amino acids. Gene Ontology annotation, molecular function: carbon-sulfur lyase activity; transaminase activity.